This is a messenger RNA of Solea senegalensis (Senegalese sole), 1185 nucleotides long. RefSeq names its product probable basic-leucine zipper transcription factor R. The record is from RefSeq and is a predicted model, not a curated record. Lineage: Eukaryota; Metazoa; Chordata; Actinopteri; Pleuronectiformes; Soleidae. The transcript has 6 exons. Bases 358 to 969 code for a protein of 203 amino acids.
UGUCGCAUCUUCUUCUCUGAAAUCGAAAGAGAACGAGGCGAGUGAUUGAUGACACGUGACACUUUUCCUCCUCAGACUUGAUCAGACUGGAGUUCUGGUGAAAUCCAAAGCGCGGCGUCAGCGCUCCAUGACGCGGGGAAGGAAACCGGAGCGCGCAGUUGUUGAUGUUGGAGAAAGCACGCGGCGAUUUAUCGGAAGCUCGUCCACAGCCACAGUGUUAACUUGUCCCGCAGAGGAAGACUGAGGAGGAUGAGGAGGACGAUGAUGAUGAUGAUGAUGACACAGGGUUGGAGACAAUGAGAUGGACACAGACAGAGAUGACAUGGCUUUAUUCCUCUGAGGGUCCCGCAGCAGAACAUGAUAAAUGAUGCCGUCACUGCGUAUUCACUGUAUUUACACGACACAAGCAGCACCCAGUCCACACAGUGUGUGAGCGGUCGUCUCCUCCGCAGUGUCCUGGUGCUUCUCAUGUUGACUGACAGCUGCGCUAAACGCGGAUGCAACUACAAGGAAAUACUGGACUCGUACAGCGCUGUCAUCUUUGUUCAGCUGCACAAUCUGAAUUUGACAGAUUCAGUGAAGUCGUCCACAGACAGAGACCUGUGUCCCUCAGGAAAGGCUCGUCGCAUCCUGCUCUCCAUCUAUGCUCUGACGCAGCAGGUCAGGUGUCAGCGCGGCGCUCAGCAGCAGCAGCAGCGGCGGCAGCAGCGGCAGCAGCAGCAGCAGCAGCAGCAGCAGCAGCAGCAGCAGCAGCAGCAGCAGCACAGUGACGUGGAGGAGCCAGUGGAGAGCAUGGAGCAGCUCAUCGUUCACCACUGCAGCCCUGCUCAUCUGGGGAAGAGAGUGUCGUGUUCAUCCGUCAAGAAAAUACGAGGAAAGAAGCGAAAGAGGAAGAGGAUCAUCAAAGUCAUCGAAGCACUGAUCACGUGUUGGCAGAAACUUCAGAGUGUCUUCGCUCAGUCGACGUAGCUCACGUCGUCUUCCUGUAACCAUGGCAACACACGACCUGAGGUCUUUGUCCAGGGUUCUUUUAAAUGUUCAUCCUCAAAGAGUUCCUUGUUAUGCCUUGUCAACCACAGAUAAGCUGAAAAUACCCACAAUGCAUUGAACUAAUCUCAGAAAUGUCCAAGUUAACAACGUGUGUGUGUGUGUGUGUGUGUGUGUGUGUGUUGUUUCAUGUGUAAU